AGGGGUGACUGACAACGAAAGCCACAACACGGGAUAAAAACCUCAGCUGAUAUGAUCACUUCAUCAUUUGAUCGAGAUUUAAUCUUCGAACAAGAGACCUCCAAGUUAACAUCAUCCUUUCGAGUUCGUAGUUCUUCAGAAGUUUUUUCAUAGAGAUGGAUUUCAAGAUCGCCACCGCUCUGAACCUCCCCGCCGAGCUGGUCUGGUUCAGCCGGCAGUCCUACGCGGAGGAGUUGUUAUCGUCCUCGUCAUCCUCGUCAUCUACCGACUGUGGGCUGGACGACUUGCCGUGUCUCUACGGCGGGCACUUCCCCGAGAUGCCGCAUGACCUGGGAAGCGACGGCACCCAGUCCCCGGGUCGGGACGACUCCGAUGACGAGGCAGAGAGCAGCGGGGAUGACUACACCCACGCUCUCUACGCUCAGGAGCAGCUGUUGAUGGAGGACGCUGACAGCAGUUUUGAGUUUGGUGUUGACAAGACCGACAGAAGUCUGUCUUACCAGCCUUCAUCCCCCCGUCCGACCAGCUGCCUGCCCCCGGCCAGUUCUCCUCCUUCAUCGCCAGACCAACGCCUGUCAGCGGUUCUUGAGAUCAGUUACACCCCGUCUCCCUCCGCUACCGUCCCUUCACCGUCACCGCAACCGGAGCUGAUGGUCGUCCCAAGCCCAGUCCCAAUGGAGACGCUGCAAGCUCCGGUGGUCAUCUCCCAGCUCCAUGACCUCGGCGCCCGUCGUUCCGUGUCUGUUGCACCGUGGCAGAGGGCCGUACUCCGGGAGGCUCACGGCAGGGACGGCAGUCGGCCUGGGCGGGCACAGCUUCGGGAGUUGGCUCAGCGCACUCACCUCCCGGUAUCAGUUGUUUCGUGGUGGUUUGUCGAGCAGCGAAGGAUCAGCUUCCAUCGGGCCAAGUUCGGGUUCUGCUUCACCGGGCCAGCUUCAAGGCCGUCCCGGACGAUCAAGAUUUCAGCCACCGAUCGCUAUAGCAGACACUAAGUGUAUCUUUUCACUUGUAAAUCUAUCCUUCACCAAUAUUUUAAUUCGGAGUACUUCAAACCGAGUUAUUCCCUUGCUAUAAAUUUUGGUAUCUGUCGUGUAAAUUUUGUACAUAUUUUCAUAUUUUCUAUCUUAAGUUUUGGAUCUCAGAGCUUUACAAGCUUACUGAGCAUCGUAGCUUUCAGAGCUGAGCCAGUUUCUUGCAGUAGUACAAAAGAACGACUUUGUAAAUUUUUGUAAAUAUUUCAAUUAAAACAUUCAGUUAGAGGUUUGGAAUUUUGAGAUUUUAAAUUUAAUAUGAUGAGUUUAAUGAUGUAAAUGAUAAGAUUGCAAAUCAGUGAUUGCCAGAAUAAAACUUUGUUUUAAUCAUGUACAUGA
This is a messenger RNA of Patiria miniata (bat star), 1370 nucleotides long. RefSeq lists its product as uncharacterized. Bases 156 to 992 code for a protein of 278 amino acids. The transcript has 3 exons. NCBI's taxonomy places the organism in Eukaryota, Metazoa, Echinodermata, Asteroidea, Valvatida, Asterinidae. The record is from RefSeq and is a predicted model, not a curated record. Gene Ontology annotation, molecular function: DNA binding.